This is a messenger RNA of Vigna angularis (adzuki bean), 3101 nucleotides long. Its product is annotated as MDIS1-interacting receptor like kinase 2. The record is from RefSeq and is a predicted model, not a curated record. Bases 7 to 2850 code for a protein of 947 amino acids. Lineage: Eukaryota; Viridiplantae; Streptophyta; Magnoliopsida; Fabales; Fabaceae. Gene Ontology annotation, molecular function: protein kinase activity; ATP binding; protein binding. Gene Ontology annotation, biological process: protein phosphorylation; hormone-mediated signaling pathway. Gene Ontology annotation, cellular component: plasma membrane. The transcript is spliced from 2 exons.
UACAACAUGAUCAACCGUAAGUCUUAUGUUUGCCUUGCAAAGGCAAUUCCAGCUACGUUGGUGCUUUUGCUGGCUAUGUCUGAAGGUAUUUCAGGACUAACACAAGCUGAAGCUCUUCUUAGGUGGAAACAAAGUCUACCUGAUCAACCCAUUCUGGAGUCGUGGGUGAUCAACUCCACUGCAACAACUCAAACUCCAUGUUCAUGGCGAGGUAUCACGUGUGAUUCCCAAGGCACUGUCACUGUCAUAAACUUGGCUUAUACUGGACUUGCAGGUACCCUUCAAAAUCUCAACUUGUCUGUUUUUCCCAGCCUUCUUCGUCUUGAUCUCAAAGUAAACAAUCUCACUGGCACCAUACCACAAAACAUUGGGGUGCUCUCAAACCUCCAGUUUCUUGACCUUUCCACCAACUAUUUCAAUGGCACUCUGCCUCUUUCCAUUGCCAAUCUGACUCAAGUUUUUGAGCUUGAUGUGUCGAGAAAUGAUGUAUCAGGGGUAUUAGACCCUUCCCUGUUUCCUGAUGGAUCAAACAGCCCCAAAAGUGGCCUCAUUGGUAUCAGGAACCUCCUCUUUCAGGACACCCUGCUGGGUGGCAGAAUCCCAGAUGAAAUAGGGAACAUUAGAAACCUGACUCUUCUAGCUCUUGAUGGAAACAGCUUCGAUGGCCCUAUUCCGCCUUCUCUUGGCAACUGCACGCAUUUAAGCAUUCUCAGAAUGCCUCAAAACCAACUCUCAGGGCCAAUACCUCCCAGUAUCGGUAAAUUAACCAAUCUAACCGAUGUUCGCUUUUUCUCCAACAACUUAAAUGGUACUGUUCCCCCAGAAUUAGGAAACUUGUCUUCCUUGAUUGUGCUGCAUCUUGCUGAGAACAACUUGGUUGGUGAGUUACCACCAGAAGUGUGCAAAAGUGGGAAACUUGUAAAUUUUAGUGCAGCCUUUAAUAGUUUCACUGGCCCUAUUCCAAGAAGCCUUAGAGACUGUCCAUCCUUGUACAGGGUUCGACUUGAAUACAACCGGCUGACAGGUUUUGCAGAUCAGGAUUUUGGAGUGUAUCCCAACCUCACUUACAUGGACUUCAGUCAUAACAGGGUGGAAGGUGACCUCACUGCAAAUUGGGGUGCCUGCAAAAACUUGCAAUAUCUCAGCGUGGCUGGGAAUGGAAUAAGUGGCAACAUUCCAAGUGAGAUUUUUCAGUUGGACCAACUACAAGAGCUUGACCUAUCCUCCAACCAAAUAUCAGGAGAGAUUCAUUCACAGAUUGGAAAUUCCUCCAACUUGUAUCAAUUAAAUUUGAGUGGAAACAAACUUUCUGGCAUGGUACCAGUAGAAAUUGGAAAGCUUUCCAAUUUGCGAUCCUUAGACCUCUCUAUGAACAUGCUACUGGGACCAAUCCCCAAUCAGAUAGGGGACAUCUCAAACUUGCAGAAUUUAAAUCUUAGCAACAAUAACUUUAAUGGCUCAAUCCCCUACCAAGUUGGAAAUCUUGCAUCUUUACAAGAUUUUUUGGACUUGAGUUUCAAUGCACUUUCAGGAGGAAUUCCUUCUGAUCUUGGGAAGCUUUCAAAUUUGGUAAGCUUGAAUAUCUCUCACAACAAUCUGACAGGUUCAAUCCCUGACUCCCUCAGUAAAAUGGUCAGUUUGUCAGCCAUCAACCUCUCCAACAACAAUUUGGAGGGUCCAGUUCCCGAAGGUGGUGUGUUCAACUCUUCUCAUUCCGUGGAUUUGAGCAACAACGAAAAUUUAUGUGGAAAUGUUCAAGGUUUGAAACCUUGUAAUGUCUCUCUCACUAAACCUGAUGGUGGUGGAUCAAGUAACAAAAAGGUUGUGAUCGCAAUAGUUGCAUCCUUGGGAGGUGCUCUUAUUAUUUCUUUGGUGUGUGUUGGGAUUGUUUUCUUUUGCUGCAAGAGAAAUUCAAGAACUCGAAGACAAAAGAGUUCAAUCAAAAAACUAAAUCCAUUUUCCAUUUGGUACUUCAACGGCAGAGUUGUGUACGGAGACAUAAUCGAAGCCACCAAGAACUUUGACAACCACUAUUGCAUUGGGGAAGGAGCAUUGGGAAAAGUUUAUAAAGCAGAGAUGAAAGGUCAAGUAUAUGCCGUGAAAAAGUUGAAGUGUGAUGCAGAAAACUUAGACAUUGACAGUAUAAAAACCUUUCGGCAUGAGGUAGAAGCGAUGUCAGAAACACGCCACCGAAACAUAAUCAAGCUUUACGGAUUUUGCUCUGAAGGGAUGCACACAUUUUUAAUCUAUGAGUACAUGAACAGAGGGAACUUAUCAGGCAUGCUGAAAGAUGACAAGGAAGCAUUAGAACUAGAUUGGCCUAAGAGGGUUGACAUCGUGAAAGGUGUAGCAAGCGCUUUGUCCUAUAUGCAUCAUGAUUGUUCUCCCCCUUUAAUUCACAGAGACAUAUCAAGCAACAACAUUUUACUCUCCUACGAUCUUUCAGCUCAUGUCUCAGAUUUUGGAACUGCAAGGUUUCUGAAGCAGGAUUCACCUAUUUGGACAUCAUUUGCCGGCACAUAUGGUUAUGCUGCUCCAGAGCUUGCAUACACAAUGGCAGUGACUGAGAAAUGUGAUGUGUUCAGCUUUGGAGUUUUGGCUUUGGAGAUUCUCACGGGAAAGCACCCUGGUGACCUUGUUUCCUACAUACAAAGUACCAGUGAACAGAAAAUAGACUUCAAAGAGAUUUUAGACCCUCGUCUCUCGAGUCCUUCCAAGAACAAUAUUUUGAAGGAAUUGGCAUUGAUUGCAAACCUUGCUCUUGCAUGUUUACAAACCAAUCCUCAAUCUCGACCAACUAUGCGAUACAUAGCUCAACUUCUUGAAAUGGAUACUGCUGAUAUGAGAUAGCUCACAAUUUAUGUUUUCUUUUUCUUUCUUUUCUGUCAUAGCAGUAAACAACUUUCUGGCACGCAUGUGUUUGUAUUUGUAUAUGUAUAUGUAGAAAUACUUAUCUUCUAAUCACAGUGACUGUUUUUCCCUUUUCUGCAUAGCAAUUUAUUGAAUGAAAUGGUUAGAAUAUUCACUAUGCUGCAUUGCUUGUAGGUGGCAAGGGGGACAAAAAUAGCUGUUCAUGGUGAUUUUUUCUAUUUCCAUUGAUU